This is a messenger RNA of Mandrillus leucophaeus (drill), 882 nucleotides long. It is a transcript of the gene PLET1, whose product is annotated as placenta expressed transcript 1. Gene Ontology annotation, biological process: wound healing, spreading of epidermal cells; negative regulation of cell-matrix adhesion; positive regulation of cell migration. Gene Ontology annotation, cellular component: apical plasma membrane; external side of plasma membrane. NCBI's taxonomy places the organism in Eukaryota, Metazoa, Chordata, Mammalia, Primates, Cercopithecidae. The record is from RefSeq and is a predicted model, not a curated record.
AGGUGUAAAAAAAACCAUAUUCAGGACAUUCCCCUUCCUAAGCAAAACUGCAAUUUGCAAAAUCAUCGGUGACAGGUAAUGGUGACUGGUGAUUCAUUACUGAUGAUGUCUUGGGCCAAAUUCCAGAAGCCAAUGUAUAUUCAGAAGGGGCAGGGAGAAGAUCUGCACGUAUGACUUCACCCAGAAGCCCUGGCAUAUAAACAAGAGGUGAGUCAGUUUUACCCAAUACCAGGCCUAGCACUUUCCAAACAGAUUGAGACCAUGGCAGUCCUCCAUGCCAUGCUGCUGCAGCCACUGAAGAUGUUUCUGUGCCUCAGUCUGCAGCUUUCUUUUGCCACCUUUAUAAGGUACAGUAACACCUGCUUCACCUUUGAUGAAUAUUACACCAUCACCCUAGACAUCAAGGCCAGUUCACAUAUCUACGAAAGCAAUGCAGUCUAUUCUGAAUUCGUUUCCGUGAAUGACAGCGUCUAUGCUGUGGUCAGGAAAGCCUUGGACAAGAACGGUGACUCAGUGGGCCUCUGGCAAAGAGCGGAUGAAGAUUGCUACAGCAACUCCACGUUUUACGUGAAUGAUCAAUACAUGACAGUCUUAGAGGCACAGUGGCAAGCUCCUAAAUCUGAGAACAUAACUGAAGUGGAGAUACAAGCUUUCUCUGUCCAGACCAGAGCCCUGCCUCUACUUUCUACUCUGAAGCUGACAGAAAAAGUGUCAACCUUAACCUUAGCCGCCAAGAUUCCCCAGAGCUCAGCCUUGAAGCCUUUCCUCUUGAUUACGCCCAAGAGUAUCAGACUCGAAAGCUUGGCCAACCGAGUCUUCAGCAGCCCCAUCACAGAUGCUAUUUAUAUCCUGCGCUUUCUCACCAGCACACUUCUCUUCUAA